This is a messenger RNA of Ictalurus punctatus (channel catfish), 1915 nucleotides long. RefSeq names its product polyadenylate-binding protein 2-B. Bases 324 to 1004 code for a protein of 226 amino acids. Gene Ontology annotation, molecular function: RNA binding. The record is from RefSeq and is a predicted model, not a curated record. NCBI's taxonomy places the organism in Eukaryota, Metazoa, Chordata, Actinopteri, Siluriformes, Ictaluridae. The transcript has 8 exons.
CGUCCCGCACAUGACUUACAUUUCUGUUCUGGAUCACAUGGCGCAAAGCGAAUAAUACACAUUUGGGGUUUUUUCCCCCUGAAUAAUAUUGAUGUGACUGAUAAUUAUAGCGAACACGAGUCCUUCCUGGUCACAGCACGGAAGAUAGUUGAGUUGGUCUAGCGAGUACCAGUGAGUUAUUUAUUGUAAGCGGAAAAGGUUUGAACCUUUUGUGAAGGAAACGGACCUCUUUAUUCCUCUUCUUAACUUUAGCCGGGUAUCUUCCGCCGUUUUUUCCCCCUCCACCUUCUGCCCGUCGCGCUCUCCAGCGGUGAAUCGGCCCGAUGGCGGAGUUCGGUAAUGGAUUCGCGGAGGAAUCUCUGCUCGACUCAGACCCCGGUCACCCAGAGCCGGAAGAACCGGCUUCAGGUGAGGGAGAGGCCGCUAUUGAAGAUCUGGAGCUGGAGGCCAUUAAAGCCCGGGUGAGAGAGAUGGAGGAGGAAGCAGAGAAACUGAAGGAGCUCCAGAACGAAGUGGAGAAACAGAUGAACCUUAGUCCUCCUCCUGCUGGUCCUGUCAUCAUGUCCAUUGAAGAGAAGAUCGAAGCAGAUGGAAGAUCAAAUUAUGUUGGAAAUGUGGAUUACGGCGCAACAGCCGAGGAGCUCGAAGCUCAUUUUCACGGCUGUGGCCCUGUUAACAGAGUCACUAUCCUGUGUGACAAAUUCACAGGACACCCGAAAGGGUUUGCAUAUAUUGAGUUUGCAGACAAGGAAUCUGUUAGAACAGCAAUGGCACUGGAUGAGUCCUUAUUCCGAGGAAGGCAGAUAAAGGUUGGGGCUAAGAGAACGAAUCUACCCGGUAUCAGUACCACAGACCGCGGGUUUCCUCGGGCCCGCUUCCGCUCACGUGGAGGACGUUCCUCGUCUCAGGCUCGGUAUUACAGCGGAUACACACCACCCAGAGGAAGAGGACGGGCCUUCAGGGGCCGAGGGCGAUCAACAUUGUGGUAUUCCCCUUACUCAUAACUCCCCACUGUCAUUUCCCCUUUUUACUGUCAUCCCUCCUUUCCCUAUAAAAAAAAAGAAAAAAGAAAAUAACCCCUCAACAAAAGAAGAAAAAAAAGACAAAAAAUACACAAAGAUGGAGAAAAUAGAAAAGAAAAGAGCAUCUUCCAGACAGAGUGACUUGACUGACAGUCUCCUAGUUCCAGUGACCGUUCCAAGAAGUUGGACAUCAGCUCGGGCACUUACCUGCAGUACAAUGCGCUCCGAGCAAACCGUCCAAUUCUUCCCAAACCAGUACAACUGGCAGUUCUGGAAAGUUCUCCGUCACCUGCCGUGGGUCAGCCAACAGCUCGUGAAACACUUAGAGGGAAAUGUGCCGUGUGUAACAUAGAACUGGAGUCCAGAGCCACUGCAUGAGACCACGUUUUCUCUCCUCGGCAUCUUGCAACACUGAGAACCACUAACUUUGGUCAGUCGGCGAUGCAAAUUAGCGACGGAUCAGCUGGCAUUGUGAGCCAGGCUUCUUCGAGCUCACCAGCUAGCAGCACUAGCUAAGAAAUGAACUUCAGCUGCUUAAUUAAGUGGACCCACUCGGCUCUUAUACUUUUAAUCGGCAAUGAAAAGGUGCUCGUUUUUAAAGCUGACGCUCUUUUAAUUCUGCACCAUUACAGUGGGCCUGAAUGAAGUCUCCACUUUUGGAUGUCGGCGAGAUUUGAUCCUAAACAGAACUUUAUUCCAAUGACUCGUUGCCACAUCAUUUCACUAAUAAUAAUCAAAUGAAUUGGUUAUACUGGACAUGUAAAUGCUUAUGUUGUAACGGUCUUGUUUUAUGUCUUUCACUGCUUCGUUUCUGUUUUACAUGUUUCUUUUGUGCUUGUUUAUUAUCCUUUCUUGCUAAUUUGAAACACUGGCUGUUUGGGGGGGGGGGGGGG